Molecule: messenger RNA, 3298 nt
Organism: Drosophila hydei
Lineage: Eukaryota; Metazoa; Arthropoda; Insecta; Diptera; Drosophilidae
Exons: 7
Coding region: 1094-3175 (693 amino acids)
Source: RefSeq, a predicted model, not a curated record
AUUUAUUUCCUGCAGCAGGAUAUGAAAGCAAAUGCAUUGACUUUGAUGACCGGGUUAACCCUAGGGGAGGGAGUGGACUAAGGGCACCCAAAGCAAAUAUCUUAAAUUGACUGCACCAACGGAUUGCGUUUAAUUAUUUCUGUGGUCUGCGUGUGGCAUUGCUAGCAGAAACAGGAUAUUCAAGCAGGUCAACAGGGCUGGCUACGUAUCUUUACUUUUAAUGACUGCAAUACAUUGCCAACUGAAACAUUUAACAUGAACCGGCAGUCGCUGUAUCCUGGGUCAAGUGCUGCACGUUCCACUAUGCAAAUAAAUUGUUGGUUUCUGCAAACGAAGUUAAGUAGAUAAUCAAAGGCAAUGGGGCUGCUCGCAGAGCCAUAGAUCUUAUCUGUGGUCAAUUUAAGUUUGCAUAUGCUUGGGCAUUCGAAAUGCGCUUCUUGUUGCGCUUCUUACUCCACUGGUGACGGCGUUUCACCAUUUUUCCCUCACUUAACUUAAUUUCUGCUGGUCCGGCUUCACGAAUAGCUCCGCUUCUCACAUCUCAUUGCUUCUCACUUCACUUCUAAGUUUGAUGCUCACAUUAUAAAUUCACUCUUUUAUAGCUGCCUGCUCCUUCGGCUUACUUAGCCUCGCGCUUUAUUUCUAUAUUCAGUGGCCGCUUCGAUGAUAGCCUCUUAUAUAGCUCUGCUUCUCUCUAGUUCGCUUCUCAUUUUAUUGCACAAGUCGUCAUUUUUCGGUUCGUUGCUCUGACGCCCUGUGUGCAUUCAUAAAUUAUGGUUUACCUAAGCAUAACAUUCAAUUUAUUUAAAUGAGCUCCGCCCAUUGUUCCUGGAGUAUUUUUCUAUCUCUCACUUUUGUGUUUUUGUUCUAUCUUUGCAGAAUAGAAAUGAAUGUCAACGCGUUUUAAGUGCGCUCAGCAUUCGCGCCCUCAUAAAAGAAUCAAGAUUCCGGACCGGAACGUGACUUUUGGCGCAAGUAAAUUGAAGCCACAGCGCGAUAAAAACUGCAAUGCCAACCUGAGCGAAAUUUGUUGGCGCAAUCAAACAGAUAAAAGAUAUAUAUACACAUAUCUAUAUAUAAAAAGUCAGUGUCCAUGGCGGACACUUCAGCUGCAACGCGAAUGAACGCAGCCAUGCGAUAUCAUCAUCUGCCCAGCCCGGCCAUUUGGAUGUCGCUGCUGGCGCUGCUGGCAGCUGCAGCAACCGCGGCGCCAACAUCAACGUCGACUGCAGAUCGUCAUCGCUGUGCACACAAGGGCAUCGCAGAGUUGAUUCGCACCAGCCCGGUAAUUGUUAAAGCUCUCGCCGCGCGCAUCUUUACCGACGCUGAGCUGGCCGAGCAGCCGUUGGAUUCGGCCUCUGCAUCGCAGUCGUCCGCCUUUUUAAUAACAUUAACGCCGGAAACGAUAUACAAAGGCGCAUCGCUGCUCAAAAUGGCUAACGGAGCUGCCGCCGCUGCCGUUGCAGACGAAGCUGGCGAUGGCAACCUGGGCAAUGAAGCUGCAUCCGGCGGGACUCGACGCAGUGGCAGCGUCAGCGGUUCCAGUGCUUGGAGCGAUAGCGGCGCUGCCUACCAAUACGAGGGUCAGCUGAAUGCUACAUUAGAGCCGCUGCAAUGCUUCGAUGCUAAUAUGCUGAAAAUGUUGCCUACGGAAUUAAUUGCUUUUGGCAAAUUACUGCCUGCCUCAGCUGUUACAAGCACGGGCUACUCCAGCAGCUUCAACUCGGACUCCCCUCUUGCAUCCAGGCAAAUGCAACGCACGGGACUAGGAUCAGUGUUAGAGUUGGCCAGCGACAAGGAUGUGCUUCACAUCAGCGUCAACGGACUGCAUCGUUGGACGCCGCAAUUUGAGAAUCAUAUCUGGAAGCAUUUAGGCUGGGACGAUUGGAGCGAUUUUACGCUUUGCAGCGUCACCUGCGGCAAAGGUGUGCAGCAGCGCUUCCGUCGCUGUCUGUUAGACAAUCCACUGGUGGACAUCAGCAUGAAUAUGAAUCUGAAUCUGGAUGACGAGGAUGACGUUGACGAUGAGGUUGAGCAGGAUGAAGGGGAGGGAGAUGUAGAUGAUGCUGAAGUGGUUGCAGACGAGGCGAAUAAUGAUGUGCCAGGGGUAGGGGACAUGGGAACAACACCAGCCGCAUUCAAUGCUGAUAAUAAUGAAGUGCUCAGCCAGGACGUGGAUGGGACUGAGGAUGCGUUACUGAUGAUGAUGCAACCAGCAGCAGCUGCUGCUAGCUCCAACUCAACGAAGAGCACACUGAUGCAUAAAGGAAUACACACAACGAUAACAGCUACAGCAACAGCAACAGCAGCAGCAGCACCAGCAACUGGGUUAACAAGCGGCGGUAAUGAAGCGAUGCGCACAGGUGUCAGCUUUGUGGCAGUUGCACGUAAUGACCGUCGCAGGACACGUGCAAAUAAUCAGCACAAAAAACGCAAAGCGACCAAAAGUCUAGCGCUAUCCACGCUACUCUGCGAAGGCUACAAUAUCGAGCAGCGCAACUGCAACAGCUUCGAGUGCAGCGAUGAUAUUAGCGAUCUGCUCAAGUUCUAUAAGAAGCUGCCCGUGUCUGCUGAGGAGCUGCCAUCUGUGCCCAGCAACGACAGUUUGCCUUAUGCUGAUAUGCCAGACGUAACGACAGCUUUUUCUGUGGGCGCAUCCUCGUCGUCGACGCCCUCGAACAUGGGCUACAUAAGGAGCUGGCGGAAUAUGCUGAACUUUACCUUGAUGAUCACCCUGAGAGCUAAGAAUGAUACCAAAAAUGCGUCGACUAUAUUCUCCAUACGCAAUGUAACGCACAAUUUGUAUCUGGAGGCGUGCAAGGAUGGACUACGUCUAUAUUUGGAGCGCGACAAUACAACGGAAAUGUUGCCGGUGAAAUUCAAUUUAUAUGAUUAUCGCUGGCAUCAAGUAGCCAUCAGCAUACAAAAUGGCGAUUUCAUAUCGAUUUACGUCGAUUGCUUGUGGACAAACAGUUUUGUUGUCUCAAAGCGGCUGUUCACGCUGCCCCUGGACGCGGAUGUGGAAAUUGGACGCGGCUUUAAUGGGGAGCUGCAACAGUUGUUGGUGCUGCCGGAGCAUCAGGAGCGCUUGCAGUGCAGCAACAAGAGGACAUCGAUUAACGAAGUUAAGCGCUACAUUAUCGACACAUUCAUCGAGGACUAUGCCACCAAUUAAGGUUGCGUGGCUAACAACAACAGCAACAACUGGAGCAAAAUCAAAUGAAAAUCGUAAAUACAUUUAAUUGACAAAUACAUAUGCGUAUGUGACAUGAAUAAUGCAAGUUAUUUCGAUACAACA